GAGCUGCUGUGAAUCCGAAUGUGACGUGUAGAGAAACAGACCGUGCUCCCUACUGCACAUAAACACACUUUCACCGGACACAGAGGACACAUACUGAGAAAAUAUUGGAAGAAAACAGAAGAAAGAGGGAUUUUAAAUCAUCUGAACAUCCUUCUGUGUGGACUGGCGUUCAGGAGUUUGGUGUUUAACGGCUGUUCAGUUCUGUGCUAAAGGGCUAGCUGCUGUGUCUGCUAGUUAAACUCUUAAAAUAAGUUUACUUUUAACACUUUAAUUGUUUUUGAGUUAUUUAGACAUGGGUCUGACCAUUUCAAGCAUAUUUUCACGUCUCUUUGGGAAAAAGCAGAUGCGAAUUCUCAUGGUUGGUCUGGAUGCAGCUGGGAAAACCACAAUCCUGUACAAACUCAAACUGGGAGAAAUAGUCACAACAAUUCCAACUAUAGGUUUUAACGUUGAGACGGUCGAGUACAAGAACAUUUGCUUCACCGUGUGGGAUGUGGGUGGUCAGGAUAAGAUCAGGCCACUCUGGAGACACUACUUCCAGAAUACGCAGGGUCUGAUCUUCGUUGUGGACAGUAACGAUCGUGAGCGAGCGCAGGAAUCUGCUGAAGAGCUUCAGAAGAUGCUUCAGGAAGAUGAGUUGAAGGACGCAGUUCUGCUGGUGUUCGCAAACAAACAGGACCUUCCGAACGCGAUGCCCAUCAGUGAGAUGACAGACAAACUAGGCUUGCAAACACUUAGGAGCCGAACCUGGUAUGUCCAGGCGACCUGCGCGACUCAAGGGACAGGUUUAUACGAGGGAUUAGACUGGCUUUCUGAGCAGCUCUCCAAACACUAAACUCCACAACAAGGAUGCAUAUUUUUUCAAAGGACAUGAUUUGAUGAGAUGAAGCUGUUUGUGUAUCAGUUUCAGUUGAUUGUUACCAAAAAUUAACCUGCUGGCAGCGCUCCUUUUUAAUUCUUUGCACCUUUGCUUGAUUUACAUUCUUUUCUCCCAGAUUCAUUCCACUAUAUGUAUGCAUGACAUAUACAGUAUUAACUCUGACCAUUCAGUACAUCCUGAUGCCGUACAUGCAAAGAAACUUUCUCUUAAAAGCCAAUUUAAAGAUAACAGACAUACAGAAUAGUCAGAGCAACAGGUUGUAGCGAUGCAUUCUUCUAAUCCAGCUAAUUAGCGUAACAGAUUAGAUGGGAACCCGUCUCAUAUUACUGAUUAAAUAAGCAGCUUUUAUAUGUUAUCACAAUUGCCUUAAACAAGCAGUGCUUUACCAUGUGAAUGCAAUUUCCAUGUUUGCUUUAUAUCAGCAUUUGGGACAUAUUGGGAAUUUUAAAAGAAACGUGAAUUGUCUUUUAUUCGCAAUUGUGAAAAUCAAACUAAUUUGAGAUAGAACAUUCCCGUUCUUAAAAUGUACAAAACUAUUACUAAUAAAGGUCUGAAAUUAACUUUAAAUAUCGUGACAUGUUAAGUUAACUAGUGCGUUUACAUGCACACAGUACAAAAAUAUAUUGUUAUUCCAAAAACACAAGUAAACAGCAUUUAUAAGAUGUGAAAUAAUCUGAUUAUUCUCUGCUUUUGAUGUAAAAACAUAAACAGUCAUGCACACAUUAAAUAAGCCCGCCACAUCAAUUCAUCUUUAAAUUUAGGACGGGUGGCAACCCAAAUCCCCAAUAACUCCCCGUGUUUACAAGACCACAUUUAUUUUGGCUUUAGUGUAAUCGUUAAAAGAUCAUGCAUGUUAACACACUUUAUGUUGUGUCCCCUGUUAUUGUUAAGGAAAACAUUUAUUGUCAUUAUUUGGGUCAUUCCUGCUAUGCAGUUGUACAUUUUUAUGUCCCCAGCUUAUGUCUUAAUAUAUUGAAUAAAAUAUUAAAUGCACAA
Molecule: messenger RNA, 1876 nt
Organism: Xyrauchen texanus (razorback sucker)
Lineage: Eukaryota; Metazoa; Chordata; Actinopteri; Cypriniformes; Catostomidae
Gene: arf4a
Product: ADP-ribosylation factor 4a
Exons: 6
Coding region: 293-835 (180 amino acids)
Biological process (GO): vesicle-mediated transport; intracellular protein transport
Cellular component (GO): plasma membrane; cytoplasm
Molecular function (GO): GTP binding; GTPase activity
Source: RefSeq, a predicted model, not a curated record